This is a messenger RNA of Hydra vulgaris (swiftwater hydra), 1083 nucleotides long. Its product is annotated as calbindin. The record is from RefSeq and is a predicted model, not a curated record. Lineage: Eukaryota; Metazoa; Cnidaria; Hydrozoa; Anthoathecata; Hydridae.
UAAUAGUUUUAUAAUUUUAUAUAUGAAGAGAAUAGUAAUGGAUGGGAAAAAAAGAUUGGAUAAAGAAAAAGAUGUUAUCAAAUCAUUUAAAAUUCCAGUUCCUUUCUGGAAUGGUCCGCAGUUUGUUACAUCAAAGCGAUUUUUGUGUAGUUUUUACAAAUAUUCCUUUCCAGACAAAAACUAUGUGCAACUCUCUAACAUAAGCGCUUUUCUAAAUGAAUUGUUUUCUGAACCAAUGCAGAUCAUUGAUCCCAACAUGGCUGCUACUUACAAAAAUAAUUACCUUUCGUUUUUGCAACAAAAAGAAGAAAACUUGUUUUCUAUGAAAACGAUAUACGAAACACUAAGAAUUGUAGAGUUUAACUUUUUGAAAAGAUAUCGUGGAAGAUCAAAAUACUCACUUGCUGAUGUUUUAAAGAUCUGGACAAACUAUACCUCAAGUACAAAGAUUGAUAUUAUGGAGAGCGAAGAAUUAGACGCAUUUGCAUUCGAUUUGAUGGGACAUUCUUUUCAGAAGUAUAAUCGUCAUCUUAUCAAACAACUUUCUAAAAGUCUUAUUUAUUUGGCUGGUUGCUGUAAAGAAGAUCAAAUUAAUUUUAAUGGUUUUGUAAAAUUGUUUAUUGAUGACAAAAUCCUUAAUACGACAUUUCCUGAAAGAGAAAAAAUACCACGCAUUGAUUUUGACAAUGGGUUUUCAUAUUAUGAUCAAUUUGGAAACGAUUCAGUAUCUCUGAAUGAUCUUGAUGAUCUUCUUAAAGAUGUUUUUCAACAACUUGGAUUGGAAGAAAGUUCUGAAGCUAUAAGUGCGAAUCGAAACGCAUUGCUCACUGUAAUCACUCCUGAUAAAGAUGGAAAAAUAAGAAGAGCUGACAUUGCACUUAUGUUAUCGCAUUAAAUUUAUGAAACGAGCUAAAUUUUAAUAAGCUGUAUUAUUAUAAUUAAUUUUUACGCAAUUAAUAGUCCAUAUUUUUCCAUACAUUUCCAAGUAAUUUAUUUAAUAUUAUUUAUGUAAUAUAAUAAACUUUAUGGCAGAUGUAAAUAUGUUUAUAUGUAUAUAAAAUUCCACUACUUUCAAAGAAAAAA